UUGAUCCAUGGAGUGAACAUCUCAUAUAAGCGCAUGUGUGAUCCACUUCCAUUAGCCGUCUAUCCCACGAGAACGUUACAUUACAAUGUCAAAGUCCUCCCACAGACCACCUGAUAUUUUUGACAGCCCGCCUCCUGGUAAAGCACGAUCAAGUAUUCCAGCGCACAAAAACACAGUGUGGUAUUGAUAACUGGCAUUAAUUCAUUCAGAGGAUUAAUGACUCUUCAAUGGACAGGGAGGCGCAAGACGAAGUCAAAAGAUGUCUUCGGGCCCAGUGAUGGCCAAGACUUUCCGUAAUGUGCCUGGAUUCCUCCACCUGUUAGACCUAGAUAAACCUCCUGCAAACAAAAGGACCAGCUUCAAAAGCUCUGGUGCCCACCCUCAAUGGCAAACCUCACAUGUCCUGCGGACCUCACCGCAACCCUCUGGAUCCCUCCACCAAAGCUGUUGUCCUUCCACCUCGCCUCUUCUGUUCCCUCGGUCGUCUGCUGAGGUGGCUGCAGCUGGACGCAGCUCUCUUCAGUCCUCACCUGAUGUGAUGAACAGCCAGUGCAGCACAGAAUCAGACCGUAGCACAUCCACCUCUUCCAUCAACAGCUCCUCUGCUCCAAAAGUCCCUAAAAAGCAGCGUCUGUCCAUCAACGCAUUUGUUCAAUCCUGGUGGACUGACCGCAUUCCGAGACGUAAAUCCCGGAAUCAGAGUGACCCCAGUGAAGACUGCGUCAGCUCAGAGUGUGCUCUUGAGAAAACCCACAGCCACUCUCCUGAGGAGUCCUCGAGUUCCUCGGAAGAAUUUCUCCAGUGUCCUCUGUGCCUGGUUCGGCAGAAGCGUGAACACUUCCCAGAGCUUGUGACCUGCCCGCAUCGUUCCUGCCUGGACUGCCUGAGAGAGUACCUGCGCAUCGAGAUCUUAGAGUCCCGGAUCAACAUCAAAUGUCCCGAGUGCUUUGAGUGUUUGAACCCUCAGGACAUCAGGAUCAUCCUAGAGGACCCGGACCUCACUGGGAAGUACGAGGAGUUUAUGAUGAGAAGGUUUUUAGCAGCUGAGCCCGACUGUCGCUGGUGCCCGGCCCCUGACUGUGGAUUUGCAGUCAUCGCUAAUGGCUGCGCCAGCUGUCCCAAAAUCACAUGCGGCCGCAGUGGCUGCGGCACUGAGUUCUGCUACCACUGCAAACAACUGUGGCAUCCAGACAAGACGUGUGACGCGGCCCGGCAGGAGGGAGUGCAGAACUUCGAGUUGAGAAACUUGCUCUCUUCGCUGAGCAGCCACGAGAGCGAAGGUGAUGAAAUGAAACAGUGCCCCCGCUGUUCUGCCUUCAUCAACAAGACGGAUGAUUGGGGCUGCAACCACAUGGUCUGUGUUUUGUGUGGUUGUGAGUUUUGUUGGCUUUGCAUGAGGGAGAUCUCUGACCUUCACUACCUCAGUCCAUCAGGCUGCACCUUCUGGGGAAAGAAGCCCUGGAGCCAAAAGAAGAAGAUCCUCUCUCUGCUCAGCACGUUGCUGGGCGCCCCUGUGGCCAUCACUCUGUUCGCCAGCCUGGCGAUCCCUUCAAUAAUCGUCGGCAUCCCCAUCUAUGUGGGCAGAAAGGUCAUCGGUUACUACAGGUGUAAGGAAAUCUCCAAAUGUAAGAAGAACGUAAUAAUAGCAGGAGGAGUUUCGCUUUCUUUUGUGGCGUCACCUGUCAUCGCUGUUCUGACUGUUGCUGCCGGUGUUCCCAUCUUGCUGGUGUACGUCUACGGAGUCAUCCCGGUCUCACUUUUCAGGACCGGUGUUUUUCGGGUGCCCACUGUCAGCAGCAAAGGCGUCAAGAUUAGAUUUGACGGGGACAAUGAGAACACUGUCUUCAGAGCCGCCGUGGCAGCAGCAGAAGCUCAGCCUUAUAUUCCUAAUCUGCACCACGGAACAAGUGUCUUCGGACCCGCGGGCCUCAGCACCAGUAUAGGUGGGGGUCACAUGGACUGUUGUGGGGCGAGUUCCUUCCAUCACUCACUCACACUUGAGAACACCACCACUGCAGCUGGGAACAGCAAGUCUGGAGCUGGUUCGAAGGGUCACUACAGCAGGAUGCAGGUGAAGGCAGAUGUUAAGAUGAAACCAUGUGAGCUGAGCAGAGACUCCACCACAGUCGACAAUGUGAGCACUCCAGCCACGGCAGGGUCUCAUGAUGGCGACGCUGCUCUGGAAAGGCAGUACAGCCUGGAUGCAUGUGUGAAGACGCUGAGACACUCCAGCUCCAUCUGCAGUUCAGAUGAAUCCAGUGUCAGCAGUGGAAGUGUGAUGACCAACAGCGAUACAGACCUGUGCCGGUGUCUGUCCACUCACUGCUGUGGAAAAGAUGGCUGCGAUUCAGCUCUUUGCAAUUCUAGUAAGAAGCGCACAGGGAAGCUCUGGAGAAGAUCCUGUUGCAAGAGAAAAACGAGCCCUUGCAAGUCGCAGGUGAAACUGGGAUGUGAGAACUGAGAGAUGGCUGGUGAUAACAAAGUUGUUAUAGUAGACACAAUACGACAACACACAUAAGAAUGAGAAGUGUCUCAUUCAUAUUUGACUCUGGAAUCAUCACUCGUAUUAAGUUGCAUUCUGGGGCAGAAGAUAAAUGAUUAAUUACAAGGAAAUAGAGUCACAACUAUGUAAGGAUUUCAUAAUUUAGCUAUAAUGAAAAGAAGGAGCAAAGAAGCUUUUUUUUAAGUCUGGUCCAUGUCAGUCUGUCAUGGCUGUCAAAGGAAUUUAUGAAAAAAAUUAGAUCUUUUUUCUUAAAAAAAAAAAAAAAAAAAAAAGGUUAAAAAUAAAUAUAUUGAGGAUAAAGUGAUGAUGUAAGUAUGACUAAGAUUUUAAUAAAUAAAAAUGAAAAGGACUGAAGAAGGAAAUAAUGACUUAUUUUUGUAUACAUAUUUUAAAAUGUGCAUGUGGACACAGGCGAGGAAGAACAGGCUAAGAAAGUUUUCAGAACAGGUAGAGCCACAUUUUGUCACCAGUGUCAAUUGACAGUUGGCAUGUUGCAGUGAUUUGAUUGUAUCCUGUGUUUUGUUAAGUCAGAACGUCUGGUGAAUGGAGAUGCCUUUCAUCUAUUUGGACUUUACUAUGGUCACCAGUCCAAAGGAGCCGACCAACACCAUGGGUUAGCCCAUUUCCAAUCACCCCUUGAAAUAUGUCAGUCCAUUUUGGAGUUAUCGUAUGUGUACAAACCAACACGCAAGCAAACAGAGCCCUAAUGACCGAAAACGAAAGCUCUUCCAUAUUUUAAGUCAUGGAUAUUUUGGUCGUGAAUUACGAGUAGAAAAUGUGAAGAUAACAUAGAGGCACUUUUGUGGGAUUAGAAGGAAAAAUGCAAAAAACAUUUUAAAUAUUAUUUAAAAAAAGCAAAGCAUGACUAAGCAUUCUCUCUGUAUAUUACACACAUAUUUGCAUUCAUGUUAUUUUCAUACCAGCAUGCAAGUUCAUUUACAAAAAAAACCCAAUCAAUAAUAUGUAAUAAGUAAUAAGUUUUGACCAAGCGGAACUGUGUUACAUAUUUAAUAAAAAAUUACUAGUCAUUUAUGUGACAAAAAUAUAGCUCGGCAUAAUAAUUUAUUGGGUAGUAAACUAUGCAAAGCCCAAUCUCAGAUUCUCAAACCUGCAUCAUCACCACGGAAACCUUAGUUCCUGAAAGUCCAUCGAUCUAUUACUACUUUGUGAUAAGCUAAGUGCACAUUAGAUGAAACAUCACUAAACCUGAGACUUCCAGCUGUAGUAGUUCCGACUGAUGAUAAUCACAACAGAAUAUUUUCAUACAAAUAAAACUGUUUUUCAAAACUUUCAACUGUUUUCAAAUGUUCAACCGUGAUGCCAUUGUCUUUAAAUAUGAACACUCAGACAAUUCCAACUGCUAGUCUAUACAUUCAAGAAUGGCAUGCCAGAAGGAAACCAACAGAAGAUGUGAAGGCUGGAACAGUACAAUCAGCAGUCAGUGUAAAUGCAUUUAAUCAUGCUCAAACCUGCGUUGCAAACAUGCAUUACAGAAAUCUGUUCAUUAAGAAACCGUUCAUGAGCAGUAUAAAUCUCUAAGGCACUCUUCUCCCCGUCAUAUCAACGCUGCAUGACACUGUCCUUCGCGCAGAAGCUUCAUUGUGCAAGCAGGUCAUCAGGUCAUGACACUUUAAACUCAAAGCUGCCUGGUGAGUAAGGUUCUGGUGCGCACUUGAAGAAGCUGACACAGGUCUUUCCAGGACUGGGCACCAGUUUCCAUUUAAACUGCUGCAGAUGGCUCCAGGGUUGCUACAGCGCCAGAUGUGAAUCCUCGGCUUCUAAAUCACAUCUGCUGGUCGAAACAAAAGACAACAACAUGAAGGGAGUUUUCCAGCACCAUAGAAAAGCAGCUUGUGUUUUUGGAGUGAAUACCUUACAAAGACAUAAACAUGUUUCGAAAUAGCGUCCUCACAGCUGAUCAACAGUCAACAUUUCAGUCACCACACAACAACAUGGUUGUCCCCAACCCAACGAAGUCAAGGAACUCAAAUGUGCCACACAAAAAAAAUCUCAACAAAGGAAAGAUACGACAGCAUGAGUGAAUGAAGCAGAUAUUCUGUGGGGUUCUGUGCCACUGAAAGUAAUCACAUGGAUCAAUUUAAUAGCAAAAAUACUUAUAAAUAAAACACAGUACUGGCCAAUGGUUUGGCUUAUUUAAUUUUGUUUUAAAAAGAAACAACCUUUUUGGUGCAAUUAUUUUUGAUUUUGUUUAAAUAGAAAUGUUGAUAUAAUAAAAUUAUACUCAUCUGAUCAGCUAGUAGGGGACUGAGGUCACUAUUUAUUUUGAUGGCAUUGUUAGAUGUGGCUUUUUGUGCUUGCUUUUGUGCUAAUAGAGCAUUGGAUUGAAGCUAUUUUACAUUGUGGAGAAUAAAACCUUAAAGAGCACAAAACCUUAAAGAGCAUAAAGAGAGUAGAGACCUCCACAAAGCCAUUCAUUUACACCAUUUCUUUUUACCCACUUUAAUUGGACUCAAUUCACUUAAGUUUUACACAGUGCUUUAUUCCAGCAUUUCAAAUAUCAUUGAGAGCAAUGAGCUCAGCCGGACAGCAGGUGGCAGUGUGAUGGGACCUGCCAUGAGUUUGAGCUGGCGCUGCAGCUCAGCACUGCAGAUUGUGAAGGAAACUUUAAAGAAAUUCUUUGAUCCAGAUGGUGAUCCAGAACACCACAAUUCAUUCGUAUUAAAACGUUUCAUUGAGAUCUGUACAUCUGUUUUUGUGUUGAUUUUUGUGUUCCCGACUCUCACCGUGGCUGUGUGUGCUGUCCCGUCCAGUAGGCUCUGUCUCAGCAGACGUGUCACCACCUCCAGCUCCUGCUCGGCCUCUCUGACAUUGGGAUCUAGCUGCAGUACCUCCUGAAGGUCACCGCUGGCGGAGAGGUAGUCCUGCCAGAGACGGAGCGAUUAACCAGUAAGUCAAUAAUCACAUUAACAUCCACUGAGCUCACCCGUGAUCUUGUUCCGGGCCAUUACCUGUAAACCCUUGUAAGCUAGCGCUCGUCUGUAGAAGGCCUUUUUGUUGCUUGGCUCCAGCUGGAGUGCAGAGUCACAGUCCUGUUUGGCCUCCGCAUAUCUAUUCAGCUUCAGGAGACAUAUAGCCCUGAAAGAUGAGAGGCUCAUUUUAACUGAUAUUUUUUAUUGUUGAUGCACAUAUGAGCUUCAAUUCAAUUCAAUUAUUGUAUUACAUGUAUAUGAAAGCCUUCUUUCCAGCUACCAAAAAAGACAUGAGUCUGAAUUAUGAACAGAUUCUUCAAGAUAGCCAAGGUAUAGUACAUUUCCAGAAAAGGCUUUGCAUAAUACCAUGUGAACAUUUUGCCAAAAUGUCUGAAUGUCGGGACAGUUCCAAAAGAUAUGUGUAUGGUUGGGAUUAAGCUGCAAACAUUUUCUCCAACACAUCUGAUUUUGAUUAUAUUUUUUGCUUUGAAACUCUGAAGGAAUAAGUAUCGUAGUUGAUUCUUUCGAGAGGCUAAUUUAAAUCCCAAUCUUGUCCACAAGAGUAAACGGCUACACAGUGUAAGCCAUG
Messenger RNA from Synchiropus splendidus (mandarinfish), 6022 nucleotides. Its product is annotated as E3 ubiquitin-protein ligase RNF19A-like. NCBI's taxonomy places the organism in Eukaryota, Metazoa, Chordata, Actinopteri, Syngnathiformes, Callionymidae. The record is from RefSeq and is a predicted model, not a curated record. Gene Ontology annotation, molecular function: ubiquitin protein ligase activity; zinc ion binding; ubiquitin conjugating enzyme binding. The coding region runs from base 260 to 2461 and encodes 733 amino acids. Gene Ontology annotation, biological process: positive regulation of proteasomal ubiquitin-dependent protein catabolic process; ubiquitin-dependent protein catabolic process; protein polyubiquitination. The transcript has 10 exons. Gene Ontology annotation, cellular component: cytoplasm; ubiquitin ligase complex.